AUGGCAACAUCAUUUACAAGUAAUAAAAUGUUAAUGUUACAAAAUCGCUUAUUAACGAGUGGUGAUAAUGUUUCAAUUGAUUUGUAUAAAGAAAUAAUGAUUGAAUACUUGUUGGCAAUGAAAACAUUUGUUUGGGAAAAUUUACCUCCUCAGUUUCAAGUUGAUAUAGAAUUUCAACAAUUAUAUAAAAUAUGUGGUGCACUACAAAACAAAAACUAUUCAAAUUUUUAUGCAUUAAUAAGAGAUUUUCAAUUUUCAUCGACAAUGUCAAGUAGUAUAGAACAAUUACAAGAACGAGUUACACUAAAAAAUUUACAAUUAAUUGAAAAUGCUUACAAGUCUAUAUCAUUUGAUGAUAUUCAAUCAAUUUUUGGAAUUACAAGCAAAGUGGCUCGACAAUUUUGUGAAAAACGUGGUUGGCAAAAAGAUUCAAGUGAUCUGUUUGCAUUACCAUGUCGAAGUGCUGUCACAGUUGCAUCAAACUCUGAUAUAACAAAAUUAGUUGAUAUGGUCUGUUUUUCACUCAAGAAAAUAUCACUGGAGGUUCAUUGCUAA
Messenger RNA from Didymodactylos carnosus, 555 nucleotides. The record is from the annotation of a GenBank genome assembly. NCBI's taxonomy places the organism in Eukaryota, Metazoa, Rotifera, Eurotatoria, Philodinida, Philodinidae.